This is a messenger RNA of Owenia fusiformis, 2325 nucleotides long. The record is from the annotation of a GenBank genome assembly. Lineage: Eukaryota; Metazoa; Annelida; Polychaeta; Sabellida; Oweniidae.
AUGGAUCUUAACAUCUGCAUUCCUAUCUUCGUUGCAUUCGCUUUCAGUUUUGCUCAUGCGCAGUGUCCCGGUGGUUGGACCAGUUUAGCGGGAGAAUGUUUCCUAUUUGGUACUAAUGGAACAACUUGGACAAACGCUGAGAGUUCGUGUUUAGCACAAGGAGGAAGCCUUCUCAAAGUUAAAAAUCAUAACGUUAAGACGGCCAUCACCAAGGAACUUUCUAAACGACCUGUCUCAUUCUGGUGGACGGGUCUUCACAAGUCCGAUAGACUACAGUGUAAACAUAAUUGGAGAUGGAACAAUGAACAAAACAGUGAUCUCUCACAAGUUACUUGGGAUGCGGAACCCAACAAUUAUAAUGGUGUUGAACAUUGUGUCGAAGUGUUGAAGGCCGGACUGGCCAACGAUGAGAAUUGCGCUUCAAGGCGAGGCUACAUCUGUAAAUACGUUCCGAGUGGCACAGAGGCAUGUCCACAUGAAUGGGUGCGAGGAGGACCUUACUGCUAUUACAUCAGUACGCGGAGUGAUACAACCAAGACAGACUGGAAUACUGCGAGGACUAUUUGCCAACUUACCCCUGGUGCAGACCUGAUGUGGAUUGAUGCUCCAGCCGAAGCUUCAUGGCUGCAAGAUGUUGUAACCAAACUAUGGUCCAUUCGUGGAGCAGGAGGCAGCAGGGGAUGGUGGAUUGGGGCUAAUAAUCUACCGGAUGGCGACAAGAAUCAAUGGAAGUGGAACGAUCAACAGCAAUCUACAAAUGACCCGACUCUUUUUCUGGACUGGGAUGUUAACCCAACAGUUGACCCAAAUGCCGAGGAGCAUUGUGGAAUCAUUGCCCACGGUCUUUUCUAUGAUGGAGAGUGUUACAAUGGGCAAAGGUACAUCUGCCAAGCCACUGGUCCAAAUUGUCCAAAUGGCUGGGAAAGCGCUAUGGGACAGUGCUUCUAUUUCGAACCAACAAAGUGGGUACCUUGGGAUGAAGCGAGGAGGCAAUGCAAACAAUAUAUCGAUAGCGCUGACCUUGUGACUAUCAACUCUCCUCAGAUUCUGGCAUUCGUCAACCAAAAACUCAAAGAGAAGGGCUUGGGCUGGAUGUGGACCGGGUUGAAUGAUAGGGAUCAAAGUGAUAGGUGCAGCCCAUAUCUGUGGACGGAUGGCACCAGUGCCGGAACCGGAACAGUAACAUGGGCAACUGAACCCAACAGCCACGGUGGUCUAGAACACUGCGGAGAAAUCCUAAGAAAUGGUGUGUUCAACGAUGCAGGGUGUAAAUACAAGAAGGCCUACGCCUGUAAGGCCCCUCUAUCAGCAAAGAGAAAGAGACGGCAAACGCAAUGUCCCAAUGGAUGGCAGUUUGCUGCCGGGAGAUGUUUUAAUUUUGUCAAAGAAAGGCUUAAAAUGGCUGACGCUCAAACUCAAUGCAGAGGAAUGGGAGCAGAUCUACUUAAUGUCCCAUCAGCACAAGUUAAGGCUGGAAUUGAAAAUUUACUACAAACAAACAAAGGCGCAUGGUGGACUGGAUUGAAAAUUGAUGAUAACCCAAUUUGCAUCCCAAACUGGAGAUGGCUCGAUGAAUUUGCAUCCGACACUAAAUAUGUAUCAUGGGAAUCCGAGCCGAAUAAUCUAAAAGGCGUCGAACACUGUGGUGAAAUUUGGAAAAAUGGUGUUUUCAACGAUGCCAGGUGCUAUUCCAAAAGAGGAUACAUUUGCAAAUAUGAAAAAACACCAGGUACACCAACAUGUGUCGGAGAUUUUGUAGAAAAUGAAGGCAGUUGUUAUUACUUCAGUACUCGAAACAGGGAGAACAGGAAAACCUGGGAUGAUGCAAGGGCAGAUUGCAAAAGUAGACAAACUGGUGCAGAUUUAGUUUGGAUCACCUCGAGAGAUGAAUAUUUAUAUUUACGCAACGGUGUUACUGCAUUAGCGAUGAUUCUCAGUACAUUAUCCACUGGCUGGUGGACUGGCCUCAAUAAUGGUCCAACAGACAAUGCCAUCAACUGGAAGUGGUUAGACCAAACGAUGCUGGCAGAUACAAGUUAUAUCACUUGGGACUCUGAACCUAACAAUUACAAUGGUAUGGCGCUGUGUUCAUCAAUGAGAGGAUCUGCCACAAGUAUCCGAAGUAGAAAUUGCAACACAAAGAUGGCAUACAUAUGUCAUAUACCAAGUACGACAAAUUGCCCAGCAAACUAUCAGUACGACCCUGCAAGCAAAGGGUGUUACUACAUAGAACCUAGCACCAAAGUGACGUGGUUGGAGGCAAGAGUGCUUUGUCAGGCUCAGGGAGCUGGUGACCUUUUGACAAUAAGAGACGCAGCCACAAAG